AUGAGUUCCGAGCACUGCUUCGGUCAAUCCCGGAAUCCUUCGGCCUUUCGAGACACCGCUCUAUAUAACUUCUUGUCGCCAUGGCGACAGGUACCGGUGAUGCUGCAGCCUGGGGAGGAGGAGGUCACAGAGUUGCAACGAGUGUUCUCCCCUGCAGUUAGUGAGGAAUGGUACAGCCCAGGAACAGAACCACAGCAGGGGCUCAUGGGACCCAGUGAUCAGAAGGCAGAUUGUACUACAUCCGAUUCUAUGAAACAAUUAGUUUUAGAGAUCCCUAAACCGUAUAUCCGUUUGGCUGGAGCAUGCAUUAGUUUGUUGAUAAUUGGACUUCUGGCAUUAAGCAUUCGUUUCUGCAACAAGCAUGUGAAAGAAUUAAAAAAACGUGAGGAAGAGGUGCGGAGUCUUCAAGUAGUUGAACCAGGAGUAAAAAUACACAUAGGAGAAGAAGGAAACUCUAAGGAAAAUGAAGUGACUCCUAAUAAAGAAAAUAACAAUAAAGUGGGAGAAAUACCAGAGUCUGCUACAAUAACGGAUGUCCCUCAAGAGAACUGUGCUGAAACAGAUAAAGAGAUAAAAGAUGUUGAAUCACAGCACAUGAACGAAGACACCACUAAAAAACAAAAAAAGAAAAACUGGAGGAAAUAUCUUCCUUUUACUAAAAAAACCAAUCCACCUCCUGAGAACGGUGUGGAAACAGAUAAAGAGCUAAAGGAAAGUGGGAAGAAACGACUAAAACUUCUAAAACGACUAAAACUAGUAAAACAACGAAAACCAGAAUUAUCAGAGGAAACAGAUGAACAGAACAAGAAAGUUGAUGAAACGCAAGUAGAGGAAGUUGAUCAGAAGAAGAAAAAAAGAAAAUGGAAAUGGAAAUGGAAAAAGAAAAGGGCAGAAAUGACACUUCUCCCAUUAUAAAAACCAAAGUCGAAGGAGGAGCAGUU
This is a messenger RNA of Xenopus laevis (African clawed frog), 941 nucleotides long. RefSeq lists its product as uncharacterized. The record is from RefSeq and is a predicted model, not a curated record. Bases 1 to 915 code for a protein of 304 amino acids. NCBI's taxonomy places the organism in Eukaryota, Metazoa, Chordata, Amphibia, Anura, Pipidae. The transcript is spliced from 7 exons.